Molecule: messenger RNA, 225 nt
Organism: Haemonchus placei
Lineage: Eukaryota; Metazoa; Nematoda; Chromadorea; Rhabditida; Trichostrongylidae
Source: the annotation of a GenBank genome assembly
GGACGCUACGAUUUGAAGCAAUUUCUUCGCGAAAAAGAAAUAACAGUACGUGUACAAUACGCGGUAUUUACUCCAACAUUGAUGGCACUCAUCAUCUAUUGGCUGAUCGAACUACAAAACGGCUUCGUCCAUUCGAUCUUUCGACUAGCAAGCAUCGUACAGCUAUUGAUGGCAAUCGGCCAACUUGCACUCGAAUUUUAUGAGGUGUUCGUUCGUGGAAACUGA